Thamnophis sirtalis is the source of this 6021-nucleotide messenger RNA. NCBI's taxonomy places the organism in Eukaryota, Metazoa, Chordata, Lepidosauria, Squamata, Natricidae. The record is from RefSeq and is a predicted model, not a curated record.
GACGUCAGCGGAGGACGCGCGGACGAACGGUGACGAAGGCGGAAGCGGCUCAAGGGCUGGCGUGGAGGCGACCUCCGCUUCCCCCAACUCAGCCGGAAUCAGCGCUGCCAUGGAGCUGCAAGAUAAUGAACAAGAAAUGGCAGCUUCUCCUCCUUCAGCCACAUCAGGGAAGUCAAAGCUGGACACAUUAACAAGAGAAGAUCUUAUCAAAUUUUCAAAGAAGCAAAUGAUGCUUUUACAGAAAGUGAAAUCCAGAUGUGCAGAAUUAGAAAAAGAAAUUGAGAAACUAAAAACAACAUCUGUGGCUGGAGGAACUGAUGAUAUUAUUCAGGCACUUACAGAGAAACUGAAUAUGGUUCUUUUGGAAAAAGCAGAAGCCCAGCAGCAGUGUGUAGCUCUGAAAAAAGACCAUGUGAAAAAACAGCAAGAAGCAGAGGCUGCUCUUGCUCAGGAAGAAAUAUGGCAGAAGAAGUUUGCCCAAUUGAAUACCUCUCACCAGAAGGAAAUUGAAAGCCUUAAAAAUGAAGGAUUAAUUGCACAGUCCAAAUUUAAUGAAACUAUAGCUACAUUGCAAAAGGAGCUGCAUAUAGAACUGAAAAAACAAGAACAGCUCACAGAACAGCUUAACUUCCAUACUAAUGAGCAUGAUGAAAUUAGAAGACUACAGGAAGAAAUCCAGCAGACAAAGAUCACUUACGAAGAGCAGAUCUUGAAUCUAAAGAAACAGAUAGAAUUUUCCAAUGCAUCUAAAGAGGAGGAAAUUACCAAACUAAAAAGUACUAUUGAAAGUAAUUCUAGACAGCAUCAAAACAGAAUUGAUGAGUUAGGUGAAGAGCUAGACAAACUGAAAACCUCUCACCAGGAUGAGCUAUCAGAGCUACUGCAAAAACUUGAAGCCUCUGCUAAAUUAUGUGAGGAGGAGCAAAUUAAAGUAGAUAAGCUAAAGCUGGACUUGAUAGAGCAAUACGAGGUAAAAGAGAAAGAGAUGCAGGUUGAAUUGCAUGCUUGUAAGGAGAAAUAUGAGCAGGAAUUGGAAUGCAUAAGGCAGACCUUGACUAAGGAUGAUGAAAAUCAAAAUGAGACUAGAAAUGCUGAAACAGAACCAGAAGUAAUAGAAAAGACUGGGCAUAUGGAUCAAGCUUUCAAAGAAUUGGAAUCUCGGCACAGUAUAUUAAGGGAUGAAUUAACUUAUAUGAACAAUGUUAAAAUGAAACUGGAAUUGGAAGUCCAACAUAUAAAAGAUGAGUAUUUUCAUGAAAAGGAAGAUUUGGAAUUCAAAAUUAAUGAACUGCAACUUUCUAAAGAAGAUCAUUGUUGUGUAAUAGAAAAACUGAAAUCAGAGCUCCAGUCGGCAAAAGAACUAUACGAAAAACACAUAAAAGAGAAUAGCCUCAAAAUCGAGGGUUUAGUAGAAACACACAAAAAAGAAGUAUGUGAACUGAAACAAGCUAUAACAUCAAGCGCAGAGAAAAAAACCCAGUCAUUUAAUAUUAAAAUACAGGACCUCGAAGAACAAUGUCAGAGGCAUAUAGAGGAGAAAGAAGAAGCCAUCGCUAGUUAUGAGAACUUGCGGGAAACACUGGUAACUUUGCAGACUGAAUUGGGGGAAUCAGCUGGGAAGAUAAGCCGAGAAUUUGAAUGUAUGAAGCAACAGCAGGCUUCUGAUGUUGAUGAAUUACAAAAAAAGCUCCGAGCUGCUUUCAAUGAAAGGGAUGUCCUCCGAGAAGAGGUUAGUUCUCUCCGUCAACAGAUAGAACAUUUCUCCUCCCAAAAAAAGGAGGUAGAAGAGUUCGGGCAUAAAAUAGGGACACUUCAAGCAGAGAAUGAGCAACUGCUUUGCUGUCUUCAUCAAAAGGAGUCUGACCUAAAACAAAUGGAAGAGAAAGAAAAUGAACUUUCCUCACAGAAUAGCAGCUUCCAGGACAAAAUGCAAGAUUCAGCUGAGAAAAUAGAAAACCUGCAGAAAAAAUGCAAAACACAACAAGAGACGGUAAUGGAACUUCAGCAAGAAGUUGAAGCUCUUAGCAUAUGCAACCGUCAAUUAAAGGAACAGGCAGAAGAGUUAGGAGAGAGACUGGAAGGCGUUUCUGGAGAAAAAGAAACAAACCAGGAGAAGCUGAUUAAAUUUGAACAACAAAUGGAAGCCAUGGAGCAAAGCAGAACAGGGCUAUUAUCUGAAAUAGAGGCUCUUAAAAGUGAGAACAACAAAUUGAAGGAAGAACAAGAUCAAGCAAGGCAGGAGCUUGACCGCUUGUCAUCUGAAAAAGGAGACUGGAAUCUAUCCAAAGAUAAAGCAGAGAGCCUAGAAGUGAAACUACAUAUGGCCUGUGAAGAAAAAAGCCAUUUGAUUAAAGUACUUGAGGAAGAAAAGGCCUUUAAAUCUCUUGUUGUUAGUCAGCUGCAAAGUCUCCAUGAAAAGAUGGGCUCCAAAUACCCAGAUGAAAACAAAGAAGAAGAUAUUAUUGGCACGUUGCAGGCUGCAAAUGAAUGUUUGGCAAAAAUGAAGCAAGACGAACAAACUCUGAUCUCUGAGAAAGAUGAAAAUGUUAAUCUGCGGCAGGAAUUGCAGAGAGUCCAGGAAGAAAAUGAAGCUUGUUGUGCAGAAUUAAGAUCUCUGUUGGAUGAUUAUGAAAAAGAAAAAUGUCUCUUAAAGGAGGAAUUGGAAGGAGCUUUCUCAGAAAAAGAAGUACUUCAGCUUGACAUCCAAGAGUUGAAACAUACCAGUGAGAAAAUCAGCAAGGAGAACCAAGAUCUUCUAGUUCAUAUAGAAAAUAUUUCUGAACAACAUGCAAAUCAAGAAAACAAAAUGAAAGAGCAGGAAGAAAAAUCGGAAAAAGAACAGAAAAAUCUAAUCUUAAUUUUGGAGCAAAAGGAGACUGAACUGAAAAAUGUGCAAGCUGAACUUUCUUUGCUAAAGGAGUCUGUAGAGAAGUCUUCUGCUGAUCGCGAUCAGCAAUUAUUAGAAACAGAAAAAAUAGUAAAUUUGGAACAACAGCUGAAAGAGAAGGAAGAAAAAACAAAUAAAAUUAAAGCUGUUGCUGUGAAAUUGAGGAAAGAACUGGAAUCUAGCAGGAAAGAGGUACAGUCACUUAGAGAAGAGCUGGAAUUAAUAAAAUCAGAAAAAGAGCAACUCUCUUCUUCAAUGGCAGACAUCAUUCAGGGAGCUGAGAGCUAUAAGAAUCUUUUAUUAGAAUAUGACAAGCAAGCAGAACAACUGGAUUUUCAAAAGACUCGAGCUCGUAAUUUUGAACGUCAGAUUGAUGACCUGACCAAACAGUUGGAGAAUUCAGUUCAGCAGCAAGAACAGUGGCAUUCUGCAAAUGAAGACCUCUUGACUCGUGUUGAGACUCUUCAGACUAAUGUCAAGCUGUUAGAAACCCAACUGCUAGAAAUCCAGAAAGCCAAAGCGAAAGUGGAUAAGGAACUUGAAGCUGAGAAGCUUCUAAAAGAACAAAAAAUGAAGGACCAUGCUAACUCUGUCAGAGAAGUGGAAGAAUUUCAGACAUUACUACAGAAAGAAAAGAAGCAUCUUCAGAAAGCUUUGGAAGAGCUAGAAUUGGCAAAGAAGGAUGCUCACAAAAGUACAUUGAUGGAUAUGGAAAUAGCUGAUUAUGAGCGUUUUGUAAAAGAACUUAAUCAAAACAUUGCCGACAAAAGUAGCAGAAUUGAAGAUCUCGAGCAAGAAAUUAAAAUACAAAACCAGAAGAAAGAAAUUCUAGAGGAAGAAAUCAAAUCUUUACAGAACUCUGUACAGGAGUACGAGGAAAAGAAUGACAAACUCAAGCAAUUACUGGUAAAAACAAAAAAAGAGUUGGCAGACUCAAAACAAGCAGAAAAUGAACUUUUAAGAUUUCAGGCAUCUCUCAAGGGAGAACUAGAAGCCAAUCAGCAACAAAUGGAAGAUUAUAAGAUUCAGCUGUCUGAACAAACUUGCGAAAGACACAAAAUUCAGGAACAUCUGCGGACUUCACUAGAGCAGCAUCAGCGAGUUUUGAGUACUUACCAGCAGAAAGUAGCUGCCCUCCAAGAAGAAUGUAAUGCAGCAAAGAUUCUGUUGCUUCCACUCUACCAACCAAAAGUUUGCGAGAAAGAAGGAGCACUGACCUUCCUCUUCUUGACGUGCAUGCUGUAACUAGAGAAGAAGGUGAAGGAAUGGAAACCACAGACACAGAGUCUGUAUCGUCUGCCAGUACCCAUGUACCAUCCUUGGAACAGCUUCUCAAUACUCCAGAAAUGAAAUUUGAACCUCCACAAUGGGAAGCAGAACUUACAAAACAAGAGUUGGUCCAGAAGUUAAACACAACAUCAAAGAGUGCUGAUCACUUAAGUGGAUUGCUUCGUGAGUCAGAAGCAACCAAUGUCAUCCUAAUGGAACAAAUUAAGCUUCUUAAAAGUGAAAUAAGGCGAUUAGAAAGAAACCAGGAACGAGAGAAAUCUGUUGCUAAUCUGGAGUAUUUGAAGAAUGUUCUAUUGCAGUUUAUAUUUCUAAAAUCAGGCAGUGAAAGACAGAGACUUCUUCCAGUAAUAGACACCAUGUUGCAACUAAGCCCAGAAGAAAAAGGAAAACUUGUCGCAAUUGCUCAAGGUGACGAAGAGACCCUGUCCCAGGCCUCUGGAUGGGCAUCAUAUUUACACAGCUGGUCCGGACUCCGAUGAGUUUUCACUGUUCGGGCAUGCAAAAUCGGCAGCUGCACUGGGAAGAAUUUCAACCACAAAAAUGAAGCAUAUAGCCGGGUAACUCUUGUUUGGGGUUUUCCCACAACUGCCUCAGUUGUUUUUUUGUUUCUUUUUAAGAAAUAACAACAUUCGAAAUGACACUUGUUAAAAGACUUGGAGUAAUAUCUUGUAGUUUCCGUUUCUGACUCCCUUUUUAGGGCAAGUAUGGAGGUUUUCAGUAAACUUUCCUCCUUUUCAUUGACUGGUGAGACAAUUUUGCAUAGCAUACUUUGUGCGACUGUGUCAUUCAUGAAAAUGAAUAUGUAAGCUUUCACAGAGCAAAAUUCUGUACAUUGCACACACACACACACACACACACACACACGGGUUGGAAUUUCUGGCAGUAGCAGGCUUCCAUAAUUUGCUAUCCUCCACAGAAGAUUCAAUACAACUUCUAAAACAUUCAGCCUUGGAAUUCUAUACGUUGCAGUUCAAAACAUCUAGAGGAUAUUAACUUUGGCUGAACUACCACUUGCAUUCCUCCUUUUUAUCUGUCUAGGAGAAGUAUGAUUCAGUUUGGUGAUCUGUGGUAAGCCUAUCAUUGACAGAAAAUGCUGACUAGAGACUCCCUAUGCUGUCUGAAGCUUUAUUUCUUUAGUACCUCAAACUAAAAAGAGAGAGAGAAGAUUUUGCUGAGCCUUAAAAUGCUUAUUCUUCUGGAACUGGAAGCUGAAUGCAAAAAUAAAGUGAAUGCCUUCUGCACAUUCACUUUAUUUUAACAGUAAGACAUUUCCCAAGCUUAUUUAAUGAUUCUUUAGACUAAUAAUAUACAUUUUGUCUUGGGGCACUGCUUUGAUAGAUUAUUCCAUUUUCCAUUCAAUCACUACUUGAAAAAAGACUAAGAGCAAACUUUUAAAAAUCAAAUCAAAACAAAUAUGCAUCAUUUAAAAAUCAGUUGGAAACUGCAUUCUACUAUCAUUCAAAGGAAACAUUGAUACGUUGCUUAUGUUAGUAGUAUCUAAAGAUAAAAAAAUGAUGUUUUGCUAUGAAUGAUGAAUCCAAAAUAUAAUUGCUUGGGAUUAUCUAAGUUGAUGUUAGCCAAAGAAAAAAUAUUGAAAUGUAGUUUUUAUGGGUUUGUCAAGAUACCAUUUUGUCACAUCCAGAUUUACCUUUGUGACUCUUGUUCUUUAUCUGCAUUCUACUUCAGAAUUGGAUCUCUUUGUGUAAUGUGCACAAAAAAAGAUGCUGACAUGCAUAGAAGCUUGGAUUUAGAGCUCACAAAAUUUAAGAUCCAUUAAUAAUUUAAAAUCCAUUUAUUUGAAUAAAUGUGAUUGAAGCUGUUGGGGUUGGGGCAACUUAUUGUUU